Messenger RNA from Rubroshorea leprosula, 790 nucleotides. The record is from the annotation of a GenBank genome assembly. NCBI's taxonomy places the organism in Eukaryota, Viridiplantae, Streptophyta, Magnoliopsida, Malvales, Dipterocarpaceae.
CAUAAUUCUACAAUUAAAAUCAGUUCACAUUUAUUUCUUUUAGUUUCUCAGAAACCAAACAGCUAACACCACAAGAUAAUUCUAACUGAUCAUUUUAAAACAAACCCAUAUUUCAAUUACCUGCAAAUGAAAUGAAUUAACGAAAAUUUUCUACAAUCUUAUGAAUUUCAUUACAAAAAUCAAAUCACAAUUAAAUUUAGAAAAAACAAAUCUCAAUUUUCUAUUACUGCCUCUGCUUAUCUUCAUGUUCUGUUGCCCCAAUCGUGGGUUGCAACAACAACGCCGUAACUGGGUUCUCCACCGCAGAUUUCCGAGCCGGUGGCGCCGCCUAGGCCUGCUUCAGCUUGACCAACAACUCCACCACCACCCUGUCGUCCGUCAUCGCCGCCAUCACCCACUCGUCCUUCACCGCCAUUAUCAUACCCACAAAAACCCAGCCUAGAAAACCCAGAAAAUCCAGAAAACAGAGAAUCACCCAGGUGGCAUAGCUUAAAGUGAGAGAACCCAGAUCGAGUUCUUACUAAGAGAACCUGUGGGUUCUUCUUCAGAACCCAAUCUGGGUUCUUGGUAAGAACCUGAUCUGGGUUUUCUCGGGUUCUUUGGGUUCUCCUGGAGAACCCAGAUCGGGUUCUUAUGGAGAAACCAAAUCUAGGUUCUCCAAGAGAACGUGGGGAAAAAAAAAAAAAGAGGAAGAAGGAAAGAGAAAAUCCCCAAAACCCAGGCCUGUUUCUCCGCGGAUUUGAAUUGAGUGUGGUAGGGAUUCAGCAGAGAAUAAGCCAAGGAUAUGCCA